This is a messenger RNA of Erythranthe guttata (spotted monkey flower), 304 nucleotides long. Lineage: Eukaryota; Viridiplantae; Streptophyta; Magnoliopsida; Lamiales; Phrymaceae. The record is from RefSeq and is a predicted model, not a curated record.
GUUAUUGAUGUGUUAUAAGAUUCAUGUUUUAUGUACUCAGUGAGAUUAUCAGGUCCGGGUUUAUGAUUAAUUCUUCCCUCAGGCGAAGAACGCACCUCGUUCAAUCUUUCUCCGUCGUCUUUCUUUACUGGUUCUACGUUUUUUCAUAAUUAAUAUUUCCCGAGCAAACAAAUCUCUCUUAUAUAUAAUACAUAAAUCGAAAUAAAUAUAUUAAAAAAGAAUAAAAAAAAAUAAUGGCGUCUUCGAGCGGAAACUCGGCCGGUUCGGAGGGCGGGGAUUUGCAGAACGUGAUGGAUCAGCGCAA